GAACUAGCUCCGACACCCAGCCAUGUUUUUGCUUGUCAGUUGUUUGGCCCUUGUAGCCUCCACUCUGGGGUGUGGAGUCCCCGCCAUUAAGCCCCAAGUGAGCGGAUACAACAAAAUUGUGAACGGAGAGAAUGCUGUGUCUGGAUCCUGGCCCUGGCAGGUUUCUCUUCAGGAUGGGUCAGGCUUUCACUUCUGUGGAGGUUCCCUGAUCAACCAGUACUGGGUUGUGACCGCUGCUCACUGCCGUGUGUCCCCCAAUUACCAUCGUGUGAUCCUGGGAGAGUAUGACCGUAACUACAACGGCGAGCCCAUUCAGAUCAAAACCAUCUCCAGGGCCAUCUCCCACCCCUACUACAACAGCAACACCUUCACCAAUGACAUCACCCUCCUGAAGCUGUCCUCACCUGCCCAGAUGACCAGUCGUAUUUCCCCUGUGUGUUUGGCCUCCUCCAGCACCAGCAUCCCAUCCGGAACCAUUUGUGUGACUACUGGAUGGGGCCGCACUGGAACCACCUCAAGCCCCCGUUACCUCCAGCAGACCUCUUUGCCUCUGCUGAGCCCUGCUCAGUGCAAGCAGUACUGGGGACAGAACAGAAUCAAUGACGCCAUGAUCUGUGCUGGUGCAUCCGGAGUGUCUUCCUGUCAGGGUGACUCUGGCGGCCCUCUGGUCUGUCAGAGCGGUGGGGUGUGGUCUCAGGUUGGUAUUGUGUCCUGGGGAACCUCAAACUGUAACGUCUAUGCUCCUGCUGUGUAUGCCCGUGUGUCCUACCUGCGCAGCUGGAUCGACCAGACCCUCGCUUAUAACUAAAGCACCAAA
Boleophthalmus pectinirostris (great blue-spotted mudskipper) is the source of this 817-nucleotide messenger RNA. RefSeq names its product chymotrypsin-like protease CTRL-1. The record is from RefSeq and is a predicted model, not a curated record. Gene Ontology annotation, biological process: proteolysis. Gene Ontology annotation, molecular function: serine-type endopeptidase activity. Bases 23 to 808 code for a protein of 261 amino acids. The transcript is spliced from 7 exons. Lineage: Eukaryota; Metazoa; Chordata; Actinopteri; Gobiiformes; Gobiidae.